Molecule: messenger RNA, 982 nt
Organism: Aegilops tauschii subsp. strangulata
Lineage: Eukaryota; Viridiplantae; Streptophyta; Magnoliopsida; Poales; Poaceae
Source: RefSeq, a predicted model, not a curated record
UCGUUUGCAGACGUGGGCCCGCCGGACCGCCAUCCCCUUUCAUCAGUCCUCCAGUCCCCACUCCUCUUCACACUCGCUCACUCACUCACACUUCGCCUUCUUUCCCCAUCCCCAGGCGGCGGCGGCGGCGGCCCCCUCGUUCCCACUCUCACAGCAUCCGGGCUCCAGAGCGGAGAGACGCUAGAGCGAGCGAGAGAUGGGGGAGACGAGGAGCUGGAGCUCUCUGCUGGUGCACAUUCUGGUGAUCGCCCUCUGCCUCACCGCCUUCGGCUUCGCCAUCGCCGCCGAGCGCCGCCGCAGCACGGGUUCGAUAGUCACAGACAUCAACAACUCCACAUAUUGCACUUAUGACUCCGAUAUUUCCACCGGCUAUGGUGUCGGCGCCUUCCUGUUUCUCCUCUCGGGCCAAUCACUCCUUAUGGGAGUUACAAAGUGCAUGUGCUUUGGCCAACCGCUCGCACCCGGUGGAAGCAGAGCCUGGUCCAUUAUCUACUUUGUUUCUUCAUGGAUCACAUUCAUAAUCGCCGAGUCCUGCCUGAUCGCCGGAGCGACAAAGAACGCGUACCACACCAAGUACAGGCACAUGAUAUACGCGGGGAGCUGGACCUGCGACUCUCUGCGGAAAGGGGUGUUCAUCUCGGGGGCGGUCUUUGUGGUGCUCACCAUGACCCUGAACGUGUACUUCUACAUGUACUACACGAAAUCGACGCGCCAGGCCGCCAAAAAGACCAACAAGGCCACCGCCAACGUCGGCAUGGCUGGCUACGCAUGACGAGGGAGAAGGACUCUGGUUUGAUGGAACUUGCUUGUGUGCUAGAUUUAGAUAGAUAUUUCUGGAACAGAACGUACUAGUUUCUGGAAAAUGUAGCGUGUGGUAUGGCUCUCUAUGAUCAGAUCAGAUGUGUUUGUUCAGGCCUAGUUCUCGUCUUGCCUGAUCUACAGAAUAUUUGAUGUCUAAGACAGCGGCAUUGUGAUACUCCUA